Effrenium voratum is the source of this 2110-nucleotide messenger RNA. The record is from the annotation of a GenBank genome assembly. Lineage: Eukaryota; Dinophyceae; Suessiales; Symbiodiniaceae.
AAUGGCGGUGGAAGACGUCACGGAGGCCAUGCUGGAGAACACGGAUCUUGGAGUCGACGGAUGGGCGUGCAAAGGCUUGGAUGUCAACGCGCGAGGCCCGAUUGGCGCAGCCGUGUACCGAGCUUUCAUCAAGCACCCGGACAUGCGGGAGUGCUACAAGUGGCUCUUUGACGACCUGAAGCGCAAAUUCCGGACAAGCUGGGCGAUGCAGCGGAACUUCGACUUUGUUUGCCACAAGCGCAUCCAUGAGAAGCGGGAGAGCACCAAGCACUCAGAGAUCGGCAGCUUCAAAAGUGAACUCCAGCUGCAGGCGCACUUGGGCGGCGUGGCUGUGCCGGAAGCUGUGCGGCAAGCGGCGUGCUACAUCAAGAACUGCGAGAAGUGGCCGGAUGUCUUCGUGCGGUGGAACAGCUGGACGGAGGCGCACAACUACUUGCUGGUGGAGAGGCUGAUCACCAGCACCUCGGAGGAGGCUUGGAAGGAUGUUGUGGCGAUGCAUGACUCAUCUGGAACUUUCGAGACCGAGAGCUACAAGUGCAAGGCCAUCCGCAAGCACGCGGCCUUCCACCGCAAGGAGUGCGGAGAGAAGGCGAAGCGAGGAAGCCGGCGAGCUAACGCAAAGGGCAGCGCGAAGCCAAAGGCCAAGAAGGAGCUCAGCCAGGAGAAGGAGGCAGAGAACACCGCCAAGGAUAUCAUCUGCAAGGUCCAGAAGUCGCAGCAGAUCAUGGAGAAGAUCUUGCAGCUUGGCGAUGAUUUGCCUUCCGAGUGGAGGUGGGCCAAAUCCUUCCUCGUGGACUACAAGGAGCUGACGCAGUCCUUCAAGGAUGUCCUUACCCCUAAGGACGGCGACAGUUUGAUCGACUUCGUGAACGAACUCAAGCUCACCCUGAUCAGCCCGCAGGCGAUGAAAGGCUUCAAGAAGCAGUACGGCGACCGCUACGCGCCGCUGUUGCUGUUGUUCAACGAUCGCUCCCAAAAUAUUGCGAGCCAGAUCCUUGCCUUCAAAGACUACGUCGAUGACCUCGCUGCCCAAACCUGGGCAAACAUGCCGCGGCUUGUCGGCGACAUUGGCAUCUACAAGAACCACCCCGUUGUCGUCCAAGCAGAACUGGAAAGCAAUCAGAUCACGGUUCGCCCCAUUGCGCUCUAUUGGGAUGGAGUUCAGUACACCAACCACGAUUCCUUCAUGGGCAGUGAUGAGAUGUGCAGCUGUGGCUGUCGAGGCUGGUGCACGCUGCACCCUCUUCUUCUCGCCUGGGUGGAGGAUCUCAAAAGAUUGGAGGAGGGUUACCCUGUUCGCUAUGCCGUGAUCGACAUCCAAGGGGACUGGCCUGCAUUUUUGCAAGUGUUCGGCUUGCGCUAUUGGGCGCACAAGACCCACCCCUGCCCUCUUUGCAGGGUCACACUGCCCGAAAUGCUAGAGAUUGACGUGGACAACAUUACCGUCGAUAACCUUCUGUCUCCGUUGUACCAAACAGAAGACUAUGCCAAAGAUGUUGCCAACAGCACAAAGGUGUUGGUCGUCCAGGAUGCGGCAGUGCAGUCUUUGCUUUUUCGGAAUUUGGAAUAUCGAGAACGCCUUCGGGGGAGAGUCCUUGUGAGAGCCUUUCCAGAACUGGGGCUGCCAAAGCACGCGCGGCUACUACCCUCGCAAGCUUUGCCCGACGUUGGCAAGUUUGAGUUUACCCCGACCCCUUUCCCAGCGACUUUUUGGACGGCGUCAGCAGACGCCAGGCUUACCCACGACUGCCCAUUGCUGGCGCUUUCUGGUGUUGGGCUGGAGUCAUUCAGUUUGGACAUCAUGCACACUUGGCAUCUGGGCCCCUUACAGUUGCUGGUGUCGCUGUGCAUCAACUUUUUUUUGGAUACGGGGCUGUGGGCUCCUGCAAACAGUGGUGGACGCGUGGAUGCAAGUGACAAGAAAAAAGUCGCUCUUCUGGCCAUCAAAGCAGAACUUUUUCAAUGGUACAAGGAACAACGAAAGGAUGCAGAUUGGAGGGCUCGGGGAACGGAAGCUUCUUGUCUGAAACUUGUUGGGCCCCAAACGCAAAGUUGUCCUGCCAACUUGCAACUAAACCGACUUAGGUUUGGAACCUCACGGUCGGCAUGA